Molecule: messenger RNA, 270 nt
Organism: Colletotrichum higginsianum IMI 349063
Lineage: Eukaryota; Fungi; Ascomycota; Sordariomycetes; Glomerellales; Glomerellaceae
Exons: 1
Coding region: 1-270 (89 amino acids)
Source: RefSeq, a predicted model, not a curated record
AUGGCUGCUUUCACUAGUUAUGCUCCCCAGAUUCUGCCUACGGAGAAGCUGAGAGACCUGAGAUACGAUGCCAAGAUUCGGUACUACCACAACCACGUCCUUGAUCUCAGCGUGUGUGACGCCAGCCUCGAGGACUACAUCGAGGACUACUACCGCCUUCAGGCCAACUCCACCCGUUCUUCGGUAUCGCUCACUUCGGACAGCUCGACAAUGAAGCCUACGUCCAAGCUUAGACGACUUCUUCAACGCAUCACCAGAAAGAAAUUCUAA